AUGCGGUGCUAUCACUGGCGAAGCUUUGGCGAUGCCGCGAGGUCGAGCUGUCGCGCUGUUGCAGGAUGGGACGAGAGCAAGCGGCGAGGAGGGUCUUAUCACGCGCAAAAGCCGGCGGGGGGCGAUGUGAUGACAAAUGGCGACGCGGUUCAUGGGCGAGGAGCAGGCUUUAGCAACGGAAGCAAAGGCGAAUCUGGGGAGAAAAAAGGCGGCACUUCGUAG
Messenger RNA from Purpureocillium lilacinum, 222 nucleotides. Lineage: Eukaryota; Fungi; Ascomycota; Sordariomycetes; Hypocreales; Ophiocordycipitaceae. The record is from RefSeq and is a predicted model, not a curated record.